AUGGAUCAGAAUUUGAGGGAUGCUGCCGAGCAAGGAAACAUUGACGCCUUGUACUCGUUGAUUGAAAUCGACCCGGAAGUUUUGAACAAGAUGGAUGAGAUUCCAUUUGUUGAAACGCCUUUACACGUGGCUGCAGCUGCUGGACAGACCCAGUUUGCCAUGGAGAUGAUGAUGUUAAAGCCAUCAUUUGCUAGGAAGCUUAACCCCAAUGGCUUCACCCCCUUGCUCCUUGCUAUGCAAAAUAACCAAACCCAGUUGGUGCGCGAGCUAGUUUUUGUUCAUGAGGACCUUGUCUGUGCAAGAGGAAGGUGGGGUAUGAAUCUUUUACAUUAUGCAGCUCAAAUAGGAGACCUCUCUCUAUUGACUCAUUUUCUAAGAUUCUACCCCAAGUCUAUUAAAGAUGUGACAAGUCGAAAGGAGACUGCUCUGCAUAUUGCACUAAAAAACGACAUGUUAGAUGCCUUUCAGCUCCUGGUUGGAUGGCUUCGGCGGGCCUGGCGUACAAAUGCGGAAUACUGGGAGUAUAAGAUGUUGAAUUGGAUAGAUUUGGACGGUAACACUGUGUUGCACAUCGCAGCAUCCAAAAAUCAACCCCAGGUGGUGAGGUGGUUAUUGGAUAGUACAUUACUCUUUGUAAACGCCAAGAAUUCAGAGGGUUUUACUGCUCUGGACAUCGCGGUGGAUAGUCAAACACAAGCGGACAACCAAGAGAUGAGGAAUAUGCUACGCCGUGCCGGAGCAAAAAGAGCUUCAUCUCUUACUAAGGUUGUAGAUUGGGCAGAUUACCACAGAUCUCCUGUCACAAUUUAUGACAAGUUAUGCGUACUUUUCUUGCGUCAGAGAACGCAACUGUCAAACGACUUUCGCAGUAUGUUGUUGGUGGUUGCAGUACUGCUUGUAACAAUUGCCUACCAAGCAGUACUCAGCCCCCCAGGAGGAUUUUGGCAAGAUAACUUCAUUCCCGGAACUAAUACCCAGCUCAAUAUCACAGCCGCCACCGGCGCAAGUGGUGAAGAUUGGAAGAAAAUAGAGGAACAAGAUUAG
Molecule: messenger RNA, 1044 nt
Organism: Corylus avellana
Lineage: Eukaryota; Viridiplantae; Streptophyta; Magnoliopsida; Fagales; Betulaceae
Source: RefSeq, a predicted model, not a curated record